Callorhinus ursinus (northern fur seal) is the source of this 2201-nucleotide messenger RNA. The record is from RefSeq and is a predicted model, not a curated record. NCBI's taxonomy places the organism in Eukaryota, Metazoa, Chordata, Mammalia, Carnivora, Otariidae.
AGGCGGAUGGAUGGAUGGAUGGAUGGAUGGAUGGAUGGGAUGGACAGACAUAAUGAUGAACAAACAUCCCAAGUGGGGACCAGUGUGGGGGUCUGGGCACUUGUCUUAAGAUCUUGGGAAAGGGCAAAGCUGCUUGGGCUCCUCAAGAUGGCCGCUGGAAAGCCUUGGUGGAAGGAAAGCAUACCUGUACUGCUCCAGUGACCUGGCAAGCAUGUCAUGCACUAGGCACGCUUGCCCAACCGCAACCCAGCCUCAUAGCAAGCGAGGCUGCCGACGUUCACACCUGGAAGGAUGCUCAGGAAGCGAACUGCAGAUUUCCUCAACUGGUCAUCUUUGGGCUGCAUUGGAGGCACUUUCCCACAUGGAGACCUUCCUGGACGUUUGAGAACUCAACUUUAUGACUCCAGUCAGCCAGUCCCCUGACUUCUGGCCACCUUUUUUGUACCUGUGAAGUGCAAAGUAAUAACCCUUUUCAUGAGGUGUGUUUUCAGGGCUAGCAGGCACCCGGGGAAGCACUUGGUGUUGUGAGGCUGGGCUGACAGGUGGGCUACUGCCCCUGUUUGACAAAUGAACUUGAGAUUCAGAGCCGUCAGGUCACUUGCCUGAGGGCACCCAGCCCAACUCCCUCCUUAACCCGGGCUGUAAUAAACUCAAGGUUGCCGGGCAUCGGGGGACAGGUGUUGAGGAUGGGAUGGUGGGCCCUCCUGUGUGCCACGCUCCCGUUAACUGGACUAUGUGCCCACAGGAUGUGGUCCAGCUUCAGCGAAUGGUUUUGGCAGGAGAGGUUGUGGCUGCCACCCAACAACUCGUGGGCUGCCCUGGAGGACCGGGAUGGCCUGGUCUAUGCCCACCCCCGGGAUAUGCUGGCAGCCCUGCCCCUGGCGCUGGCCCUGGUGGUCAUGCGCUUCAUCUUCGAGAGAUUUGUUGGCAUGCCCCUGAGUCGGUUGCUAGGUGUGCGCAAUCAUGCCAGGAGGCUGGUGAAGCCCAAUGCCACUCUGGAGAAGUACUUCCUCACAGAAGGGUGGAAGCCCAAGGAGCCCCAGAUGGCCCUCCUCGCGGCCCAGUGUGGCCUCACACUGCAGCAGACCCAGCGCUGGUUCCGGAGGCGCCGGAACCAGGACCGGCCCUGCCUGACCAAGAAGUUCUGCGAGGCCAGCUGGAGGUUUGCUUUCUACCUGUGCUCCUUCUUCGGUGGCUUGUCCAUCCUCUACCACGAGUCAUGGCUGUGGACACCGGCAAUGUGCUGGGACAGUUACCCAAAUCAGCCCCUGAAACCGGCCCUCUACUAUUGGUACCUCCUGGAGCUGAGUUUCUACGUCUCACUGCUGAUCACGCUGCCCUUUGAUGUCAAGCGUAAGGAUUUCAAGGAGCAGGUGGCACACCACUUCGUGACCAUCAUCCUGAUCGUGUUCUCCUACAGCUCAAACCUGCUGCGCAUCGGCUCCCUGGUGCUGCUGCUGCAUGACGCCUCCGACUACCUCCUGGAGGCCGGUAAGAUGUUCAAUUACACGAACAGGCGGAAAGUGUGCGACGCCCUCUUCAUCAUCUUCUCCUUGGUCUUCUUCUAUACUCGCCUCGUGCUCUUCCCUACAAAGAUCCUCUAUACCACAUACUACGAGUCCAUUGCUGAGCGGAGCCCCUUCUUUGGCUACUACUUCUUCAACGUCCUGCUGAUGGUGCUGCAGCUGCUGCACGUGUUCUGGUCUUGCCUCAUCCUCCGCAUGCUCUGCAGCUUCCUGAAGAAAGGCCGGAUGGAGAAGGACGUCCGCAGCGACGUGGAGGAGUCCGAUUCGAGCGAUGGGGAGGCGGACCAGGGGCACCUGCCGCUGAAGAAUGGCGCCACUCACAGGCCCGGGGCAGCCCCCAUGGACGGCCCUCGGAGCCGGCUCGCUGGGCGGCUGGCCAACGGGCACACACCGGCCACAUAGCCAGCCGAGGACUGGCCUUGAGGGCUGGCCCCCUGUGCCCCGUGGCUGGGAUUUAUGGGGUGGCUGGACUGGUGGCCCUGGGGCCAGUGCUGGAGACAGGGACGGCCCUCCCCUGGGGGAGGGGGGUGAGGGCUAAUGAUCUCUCUCCAGCCCCUUCCUUCUGCCCGCCCUUCCCUUCUCCCUUCCCUUCCCUUGGGCAGCAGGCCACCUCCGCAGCCCACCAGAGCCAGCUCCAGGCCGAAAGGAGUCCAAUAAAACUUGAAUGGAGCCAAA